Lampris incognitus (smalleye Pacific opah) is the source of this 3438-nucleotide messenger RNA. RefSeq names its product syntaxin binding protein 5a (tomosyn) (gene stxbp5a). Bases 1 to 3438 code for a protein of 1145 amino acids. The transcript is spliced from 27 exons. Gene Ontology annotation, cellular component: SNARE complex; cytoplasm; plasma membrane. Gene Ontology annotation, molecular function: myosin II binding; GTPase activator activity; syntaxin binding. The record is from RefSeq and is a predicted model, not a curated record. NCBI's taxonomy places the organism in Eukaryota, Metazoa, Chordata, Actinopteri, Lampriformes, Lampridae. Gene Ontology annotation, biological process: regulation of exocytosis; regulation of protein secretion.
AUGAAGAAGUUCAACAUCAGGAAGGUUUUGGACGGCUUGAAAGAGGUCUCCUCCUCCACCCCGUCCGUCCAAGUGGGGCCACAAGAGAACAAUCUGAUCCAGGAGACCCUUCAGUCCGAGCAUUUUCAGCUCUGCAAGACUGUCCGCCAUGGCUUCCCCUAUCAGCCGUCCUCCAUGGCCUUUGACCCGGUGCAGAAGAUCCUGGCCAUAGGGACCCAGAAUGGGGCUCUCAGAUUGUUUGGUCGUCCGGGUGUGGAGUGUUACUGUCAGCAUGAGAGUGGAUCGGCCGUCAUCCAGCUACAGUUCCUCAUCAAUGAGGGGGCGCUGGUUAGUGCUCUGGCAGAUGACAGUGUCCACCUGUGGAACCUGAGGCAGAAGAGACCAGCCAUUCUCCACUCACUCAAAUUCAACAGAGAGAGGAUAACCUUUUGCCACCUCCCCUUCCAGAGCAAGUGGUUGUACAUCGGCACGGAACGGGGCAACAUCCACAUCGUAAAUGUGGAGUCCUUCUCGCUCUCAGGCUACGUCAUCAUGUGGAACAAAGCCAUUGAAUUGUCCUCCAAAGCCCACCCUGGACCAGUUGUUCACAUAAGUGACAACCCAAUGGAUGAGGGAAAGCUUAUAAUUGGAUUUGAGUCGGGGAUCGUUGUCCUGUGGGAUCUGAAAUCAAAGAAGGCCGACUGUCGCUACACGUACGAUGAGGCAAUCCACUCGGUUGCCUGGCACCACGAGGGCAAGCAGUUCAUCUGUAGUCACUCAGAUGGAACUCUGACCAUAUGGAACAUCAAAGGCCAGGGCAAGCCCAUACAGACAAUCACCCCACAUGGAAAACAGCCCAAGGAUGGGAAGAAGCCAGAACCCUGUAAACCCAUUCUCAAAGUGGAAUACAAGACUACUAGAGCUGGGGAUCCCUUUAUCAUCCUGUCUGGCGGUCUGUCCUACGACACGGUGGGCCGGCGGCCUUGUCUGACGGUGAUGCACGGAAAGAGCACCGCUGUGCUAGAGAUGGACUACCCCAUAGUAGACUUCCUCACACUCUGUGAAACACCUUAUCCUAAUGAUUUUCAGGAACCUUAUGCUGUAGUGGUCCUUCUGGAAAAGGACUUAGUGGUGAUCGACCUUGCACAAAAUGGUUACCCCAUAUUCGAGAACCCCUAUCCCCUGACGAUACACGAGUCUCCUGUGACCUGCUGCGAAUACUUUGCUGACUGCCCUGUGGACCUCAUACCUGCACUUUACUCUGUCGGCUCACGGCAGAAACGACAGGGAUACAGCAAAAAGGAGUGGCCUAUUAGUGGUGGAAACUGGGGUCAAGGCACACAGAGCUACCCAGAAAUCAUCAUCACGGGGCAUGCUGAUGGAACUGUGAAAUUCUGGGAUGCCUCUGCAAUAAUGCUACAGGUGCUGUACAAGCUGAAAACAGCUAAGGUGUUUGAGAGAAGCCGGUCAAAGGAGGACAGGGGCAGCUUGGAGGUGUCAGACGAGGACCCGUUUGCCAUCCAGAUUAUGGCCUGGUGCCCUGAGAGUCGGAUGCUGUGUGUGGCCGGGGUGUCUGCCAACAUCCUCAUCUAUCGCUUCAGCAAGCUGGAGAUAACCACCGAGGCAGUGCAAUUACUAGAGGUGCGGAUGCACUGUGAGGCAAAUGACACGGAUUCACCGGAGGGUGGGGGUGGAGGGGGGGACCAGACGCCAGCAGUUCCCACCCCGGGCGUCUCCCCCCAGACAUCAGGACCCCCCUCGCAUCCCUCCACAAGCAGCAACAACUCUGAUGGCGGCAACGUGCCCUGUCUCAAAGUGCGGAGUGCCCCUCUGAAGCAGUCUCCAGGUUACCAGGUAGAGCUGGUGGUGCAGUUAGUGUGGGUGAGCGGAGAGCCUCCUCAGCAAAUCACCAGCCUGGCGCUCAAUUCUUCCUAUGGCCUUGUGGUGUAUGGCAACAGUAACGGUCUGGCAGUGGUGGACUACCUUCAGAAGACAGUGUUGCUGAACCUGGGUGCAGUCGACCUGUAUGGCUCCAACGACCCCUACCAGAGACAACCGCGUUCACCUCGCAAGACGAGACAGCCCUCUGGAGGUAAGGGUCUGUGUGAUAUCAACGAGGGGUCAGCCACAUCAGAGGACCGCUGCAAGUCCCCGACCUCAGUGUUGACGUCAAACAGCAAUCUACAGCAAUUCUACAAUGGAGGUGGUAGAGGAGCAAAGAUGUCACGGAAAUUAAGCUUGCCUACUGAGCUAAAGCCAGACUUGGUCCUCCUGUCCGUAUGUCCUCCGCGGGGCGCCAACCCACUAGAUCACCGGGACAACUCUUUCAGCCGCUCGCGCUCCUCUAGCGUCACCAGCAUCGACAAAGAAUCACGCGAGGCCAUCACCUCUUUCUACUUCUGCGACACGUACGCUCGCAAAGGGGACAGCGUUUUGAUGCCCUGCCUGUACGUGGGCACCUCCCUGGGCACCGUGCUGGCUGUGGCCCUCACCAUCCCCCCUGCUGGUGAACAGAGGCAACUUCAGCCUGUCCUCGUCUCACCCUGUGGCAUGUUGGUGCGGCUGAAGGGCAGCAUCUUGCAGAUGGCUUUCCUCGACUCCACCGGCUCUCUGCUGCCCCCUGUUUAUGAGCCCUGGUACGAGCCCAACGUUUCGGCGGACGGCGAGGACCGAGACAAGACCCGAAAGCGCCGCCCCGUCUCCGUGUCCCCCUCCGCCUCCCAGGACUUGAAUGAGACCCAGUACGCCGUGGCGUGUUCGGAGAAACAGGCCAAAGUCAUUUCCCUGCCCUCACAGACCAACAUCUACAAACACAGUAUCACAGAGACCUCCUUUAUCCUACGGGCGGACGUGGUGCAGAUGAGCACCGGCGUCUGCAUGGCGUGUUUCUGCGCCAACGGGCACAUCAUGACCCUCAGUUUGCCAGGGCUCAGACCGCUGCUGGAUGUUAACUACCUGCCUCUGACGGACAUGCGGAUAGCCAGGACCUUUUGCUUCACCAACCUGGGCCAGGCCAUGUACCUCACCUCCCCUACUGAGAUCCAGAGGAUCACCUACAGCCAGGAAACAUGUGAGAACCUGCAGGAGAUGCUGGGUGAGCUGUUUACACCAGUCAUAACACCAGAGGCACCAAACAGAGGGUUCUUCAAAGGUCUGUUUGGAGGAGGAGCACAGUCACUGGACAGAGAGGAACUCUUUGGUGAGGUAGCAGCUGGUAAGGCAUCCAGAAGCCUAGCACAGCACAUCCCAGGCCCUGGAGGCAUCGAGGGUAUGAAGGGUGCAGCCUCCGGUGUGGUUGGAGACCUGGCCCGUGCUAGGAUAGCACUGGAUGAGAGAGGUCAGAAACUGGGUGAGCUGGAAGAGAGAACAGCUGCCAUGAUGGCCAGCGCAGAUUCCUUCUCCAAACAUGCCCAUGAGAUGAUGCUGAAAUGCAAAGACAAAAAGUGGUACCAGUUCUAA